Molecule: messenger RNA, 1156 nt
Organism: Eruca vesicaria subsp. sativa (arugula)
Lineage: Eukaryota; Viridiplantae; Streptophyta; Magnoliopsida; Brassicales; Brassicaceae
Source: the annotation of a GenBank genome assembly
UUCACACGCAACUUCCUCUCUUGUAACUUUACUGCUAUAUAUACUCACACUUCCGUUUCUUCUUUCUUCAACUUAAAAACACUUCUUACUAGUCUUACCAAACUCAAAAAAGAAAGAUAGUAAUAAUAAUGGCAUUAGAAGCUCUUACUUCACCAAGAUUAGCUUCUCCGGUUCCAACUCUGUUUCAAGACUCUGCAGUUGGCUUUCAUGGUUGCAAAGGCAAGCGAUCUAAACGGUCAAGAUCAGACUUUGACCGUAGUCUCACAGAGGAUGAAUAUAUCGCUUUAUGUCUCAUGCUUCUUGCUCGCGACGGGAAUCGAACCCGUGACCUCACUGACCUGCCUUCAUCUUCAUCAUCGCCGCCUCUUCUUGCUCCUUCUCCUACUACUAGCUACAAGUGUAGCGUCUGCGACAAGGAGUUUUCUUCUUACCAGGCUCUCGGUGGACACAAGGCGAGUCACCGGAAAAACCCAUCUCAGUCUCAGUCUAGCGGAGGAGAUGAGAAGUCCACGUCGUCCGCGAUAACAACCAUCGCGAGCCACGGCGGCGGUGGAGGAGGAAGUGGGAAACCGCACGUUUGCUCGAUCUGUAACAAGUCUUUCGCGACCGGUCAAGCUCUCGGCGGCCACAAACGGUGCCACUACGAAGGCAAGAACGGCGGCGGCGGCGCAAGCAGCAGCGUGUCGGUUUCCGAAGGUGUGGGGUCUACAAGCCACGUCAGCAGCGGCAGCCAUAACCAUCAUCAUCACCGUGGGUUUGACCUCAACAUCCCGCCGAUACCGGAAUUUUCGACGGUCAACGGAGACGAAGAGGUGAUGAGCCCCAUGCCGACCAAGAAACAGAGGCUCGAGUAGAACUUAAGGAGGCUUUUUUGCUUCUUUGUCUCGAAAAAUUACAGAUUCAGCUAGCAGUUACAUGAAUUUGUUGUACUGUACAUAUUAAUACAAAUUUAGUUUUUUUUAUUGAGCUUAUAAUAUAUGUGUACUUUUCUGUACCUAAAGUUGUCGCUUAAAGAAAAAGAUCUUCCUAAGUUCAAAUUCAUUAUUAUAAAUUAUUUCAAGUACUUCUCAGUUUCUCCUCCAAUGGCAAUAAACGCGGCUACUUCUCUUUGGAUGAACAGACGCGCGUGACGUUAUAUAUGCUGAUACGUUUCAUU